Molecule: messenger RNA, 3943 nt
Organism: Talpa occidentalis (Iberian mole)
Lineage: Eukaryota; Metazoa; Chordata; Mammalia; Eulipotyphla; Talpidae
Gene: CARNMT1
Product: carnosine N-methyltransferase 1
Exons: 8
Coding region: 166-1398 (410 amino acids)
Molecular function (GO): S-adenosylmethionine-dependent methyltransferase activity
Source: RefSeq, a predicted model, not a curated record
GCUGAGCCGGGCGCGUAUGGAGGCCUGAGGGCAGCGGGGGCGGAGCGCGCCGCGAGCUUGGGGCAUGUCCGCAGCGGGCGCCGUCUAGAGGAAGGCCGAGCAGCCGCCACCACGCUUUCAGUCGCGGCAAGACGCAAGCGAGCCAGGCCGAGGGCCGCGGCGACGAUGCAGCGACGGCGGCGCCCUCCGCCGCCCGCCUCUCAGCUGCCCGAGGGCUGCGGGGGAGGCGGGCGCGGUGGCGGCGGGAACGAGGAGGUGGAAGUGCAGUUCUCCGCUGGGCGUUUGGGCUCGGCCUCGGCGGUUGCAGUGGCGGCGGCCGCGCGCAGCACCGAGGAGGAAGAGGAGAGGCUCGAGCGCGAGCACUUCUGGAAGAUCAUUAAUGCCUUCCGCUACUACGGCACCAGUAUGCAUGAACGAGUCAACCGAACAGAAAGACAGUUUCGAUCACUUCCAACUAAUCAACAGAAACUACUUCCUCAGUUUCUUCUUCACUUGGACAAGAUACGGAAAUGCAUUGAUCAUAAUCAAGAAAUACUACUGACCAUUGUGAAUGAUUGCAUACAUAUGUUUGAAAAUAAAGAAUAUGGAGAAGAUGGGCAUGGAAAGAUUAUGCCAGCAUCUACAUUUGAUAUGGAUAAGUUAAAAUCCACAUUGAAGCAAUUUGUGAGAGACUGGAGUGAAACUGGGAAAACAGAAAGGGAUGCCUGCUACCAACCAAUCAUUAAAGAAAUUUUAAAAAAUUUUCCAAAAGAGAGAUGGGAUCCUUCUAAAGUAAAUAUUCUGGUACCUGGUGCUGGACUAGGAAGACUGGCCUGGGAAAUAGCUAUGCUAGGUUAUGCUUGUCAAGGAAAUGAAUGGAGUUUUUUUAUGCUCUUUUCUUCCAACUUUGUACUCAACAGAUGUUCUGAAAUAAAUAAAUAUAAGCUUUAUCCCUGGAUCCAUCAGUUUAGCAAUAACCGGAAAUCAGCUGAUCAGAUUCGACCCAUCUUUUUCCCUGAUGUUGACCCUCACAGUCUUCCUCCUGGUUCUAACUUUUCUAUGACAGCAGGAGAUUUUCAAGAGAUAUACUCAGAAUGCAAUACCUGGGACUGUAUUGCUACCUGUUUCUUCAUAGACACAGCUCACAAUGUAAUUGAUUAUAUUGACACAAUAUGGAAAAUACUCAAGCCAGGUGGAAUUUGGAUAAAUCUGGGUCCUCUCCUGUACCACUUUGAAAAUUUGGCAAAUGAACUUUCCAUAGAAUUGAGCUAUGAGGAUAUAAAAAAUGUUGUUCUGCAAUAUGGAUUCCAGGUAGAGGUAGAGAAAGAAUCUGUCUUGUCAACAUAUACUGUGAAUGAUCUCUCCAUGAUGAAAUACUACUAUGAAUGUGUCUUGUUUGUAGUCCGUAAACCACAAUAAUGGUCUCAAGUGAUAUCACCAGGAAAAAAAGUUUAAUAAGAACAAAUGCUGAAAUAAACAAGUCAAAAAUCAACUAUUACAAUUACGGGACACAACCUCAAAUCAGUGGUGCCUUCUUAUUCCUAACAAAAUUUAGAAAUAGCAUCUAUUUUCUUAAUAUGUCUAUCGCUUUUACAGAAAUAUAUUAUGCCAUGCAUAUUUGUACUACACAAGUAAAAAUGGAGGAAAUAUCUUCAAAUAUACUUUUUCCUUGAAGCCCAGAAUUGUCUUUCAGUAGGAAAACCUUUAUCUCCAGUGUCUUCAUGAAACUGUCCAUUGCAAGUCUGCCAUACUAAUGACUAAUAAUAUUGACUCCAUAACAAUCCCUUUUUUGUUGUUUUGUAUGAUUGCACAUGUUAUUUUUAGAAGUCUGAGAAUCCUGUUAUUCAAGAUCUGGAAUUGGGACUUUUGUUAACUUUGAAAUUAACUAAUCUAUAUAUACAAUAUGCUCCUAUCCUUUUAUCAUCCAGAAUGUUUCAUUUUACUUUUUUCCAGCACAGUUGAACUUAAAGGCUCAAAAAUUACUAAAUUUAAUAGGAUCACAGGCUAGUCAAAUGUAUUCAAGUAGCUGAGAAAUUAGACUUUUGGUCAUACUAAACUCCAAACACUUUUUGAAAGCAUGGGUCACUUUGAAAUGUAUGAGAUCACAACAUUCUCACUGAGGCACCAAAGCCCUUCUUAAAGGUACUGCUAGGAAACUGGAGAAAAAUACCUACCCAUUUGAAAUGUAUGGUUUUAAACUAUAAAAGAACACAGAAAUUAUCAGUGAAAUGUUUACUUUUUUUUUCUUUAGUUUAUCUGGAUUACAAAAGCAAGCACUUUUUUUGUUCAAACAAUUACAUACUAGGAAAAACUGUCAUGAUGGUAUUAAUGUGAGGAAAUUUUGAAUAUGAAAUUCAGGGAUAAAUUACCGCCCUGGUCUGUGUCUUCAUUAUUGUAAGCAGCAGCCAUUACUGUAACUUCAGAUAAACUAAUUUUGUUCCCCAAUAGUUGGACCUGAAACAGUAUAUGCUGCUUUGAUUUCUACCUCUACCAGAUCUUUAUUACAAGGAGUUUUCCUUUUUAUUUGUUUAUGCUAACCUUCUUUAUCCAGUAACUUGGAAAGUAGAGAUAUCUAACUUGAUAUCAGUUUUAACAUUCUCUUGGAGAAAAGGAAGUACUCAAGUUGAAUUUUUUCCACAGAUAAUUGUGAUGGCAUUAAAUGACCUCUGUGGCAAUUUGGAUUAGAUAGACAGUAAUGUGCUGGUAGCAUAAAUGUCAUGAUUUAAUAGGAAAACUUUUAAAUCUUUAUGCCUCUAUUGUCAGUUAGGGAGGGCAAGUCCCUGUGCAAUUUGGCAUCUUACUAAUAGGACCUUUUCUGCAUACACUGAGGAAACUCUUGUGGCCUUUGGACCCAUUGUAAAGUGAAGGACUCCAUCAGGUUAAUUUGAUUUGCCAAAUUGUGGAAACCUGCAACCUGUUCCAUUUACUUUUUUUUUUCUUAUUUCUUGUUUUUAUGUCCCUCAAAAUCUUGACAGAUGUUCAUUUAGUAGGAAUUCUCAUAAUCUGCCACAUAAAUGAAUUUGAUAUUAAUUGUAAGAAAAAAACUGAAAAAUUAUUUUUUAAGAAAGAAACUUUAAAGGAUCCUAAAUAUUUAAAAAGCCCACUGAAAGGAAAAGAAUACAUGCUGUUUUUGAGUAAUUUAGAAAUGCAUUUUACUCACUGACUAGUAGUCACUGCUUUCCAGCUUGUAUCAAAGCAAUGAUCUUGUUUUUCUCAUAGAGGCAAAACAGGUUGAGACCAAUGGGUUAGCUGCAUUUCUUAAAAUGUUUGCUAUCAGCAUCUAUUCUUAAUGAUGUUACUUAAAAUCAUCACUUACAUUGUAGUUAAUUCUGAGAUCACUUAUUUCAUGUUUUUAAUUUCUCCCUCAUAUCAUGGAUACUAUAUUUUUAAAUGUUCUACACAAAUUUGCAUCACUUUUCUCCUGGAGCUUAUGUAGUUCAUAUACUCUAAACUUGAAAAUUGUGGUAUCAAUAAUAGAAGUGUCACUGGAGGAUUUAAUUUUGUAUUUCUUAUAUGUAGUCCUAGCUACUGAAGGGUGGAAGCCUUAAAAGUUUUUUUUCUCUUAAAAUUUUAAUUUUUCUUAAAAUUUAUAGACAUUGUCAUUCACUUUCAUAAUGCUGGAGGAGCUAGGUCAUUGUGCUUCCUCCCCCCACCCCCCCUUUCCUUCCAGUAAUCUGAAGUGGUUCAGAAAAGGAUUUGUUAAUCAAGUGAGCAAGGUGGGACAUGUAAAUUAUAAAGAGAAGCUGUAUAAAUCACAGUAUAAAAUUAUGAAGUUUGGGAACUGUAAAAUGUACUGUAUUUAUAUGUAAUUCUCAUUCUAAAAGUUGCCACAAAGGCUGAAUUGGAAGCUUCAUGUCUGCAUGAAAUUUCCUAUAUUUUUAAUGUGUAUGAUGGACUUAAUUUUUCUGGAAUAUUAAAGUCUGCAAAUUGCUAUGAAAUAAUAUUUGCUUGUUGAUUCCAUCUA